AUGCCCCUCAAGCUCAUCUCCCUCAAAUACCGCCUCCCCACCGUGACCCCGGAAGCCUUCAAACGCGGCUACAAGGAGCACGUCACAGCCAUCAAGGAGUGCAUGGGCGAGACAUUCCCGCUCUCAAUCCAAAUGCACUUCAUCAGCAACACGCAAAACGCGUCCUCCAGCUCCGCCUCCGCACCCACAGUGAUCCCCGAGGGCGCGUUGCAGGGUGCCGACGGCAGCGCCGUGCCGCUGACCAUCAAGACGGAGUUUGGGUUUGACGCCGUCAACGUCCUUACCUUUGCCGAUGAGGCGGCGUACGCGGCGUUCCAGGAGAAGUUUGUUAGUGAUCUGCGCAUGCGGCAGCUCAGGGAGAAGGAGUUGGACUUUGCGUGUGGGACGCGGUUGGAGAUUGCGGUUGUUGAGGAGGUCUUUGAGGUGCGGAGGGGGUAG
This is a messenger RNA of Aspergillus mulundensis, 438 nucleotides long. RefSeq lists its product as uncharacterized. The coding region runs from base 1 to 438 and encodes 145 amino acids. Gene Ontology annotation, molecular function: oxidoreductase activity. The record is from RefSeq and is a predicted model, not a curated record. The transcript has a single exon. NCBI's taxonomy places the organism in Eukaryota, Fungi, Ascomycota, Eurotiomycetes, Eurotiales, Aspergillaceae.